Molecule: messenger RNA, 1137 nt
Organism: Penicillium salamii
Lineage: Eukaryota; Fungi; Ascomycota; Eurotiomycetes; Eurotiales; Aspergillaceae
Source: the annotation of a GenBank genome assembly
AUGAACCGAUAUACUUUUGCUUGGCUUUGGGCCAUUCCCGUACUGGCUCAAGUCCACAGCUUCCAUCCUAGAGGCCAUGACGAUAUCACCUACAGCAUCAAUGUCCCAGACGAAACUUCCAAAUCGGGUUCUGGUCCUAUAUUCAUUCAAAUGAAUACUACCAGCCAGGUGCAGUGGCUUGCCUUGGGCCAGGGAAGACAAAUGGCUGGCGCCAAUAUGUUUAUAGUCUACACAUCUGGCAAUAAUGUGACUGUGUCUCCGCGGUCGGGCGUCGGUGAAAUCCAACCUUUGUAUAACAGGAACGCCCAGAUCACAAUCCUCAAUGGUAGUGGUGUGCAUGACGGAGUCACUACUGCCAGUUUCCGGUGUGAUAGCUGCAUCAAGUGGACUGGUGGAUCAGAGAAUUUGAAGAGCUCGUCCAGCUCAUGGAUAUGGGCUUUGAAGGAGGGUCAAUCCCUCAGCUCUAACAGCGUGUCCGAAAAUAUCGUCCACCACGAUGAUAGUGGCGUUGUAUCCGUCGAUUUGACAAAAGCAACCGGCGGUACCUCUGAGAACCCUUUCGCCCAAUUAUCCCAAACAUCUGUGUCCUCCGCCGAGGAAGACCCGACUUCUGUGGCUAUCCGAAACACCAUCAAUCGGAAGAAAACAGCACAUGCUGUGCUCAUGGUCUUGGCUUUUGUGAUCAUGUUCCCUUUCUUCGCGCUGGGACUUCAUGUCUUCCCAUCCAAAUGGACGGUGAACAUUCAUGGAACAUUUCAACUUCUCACACUGUCAGUGACCAUUGCCGGCCUUGGGGUGGGUGUCUCCUUGGCACGGCAGAUCCGGCUGAUUGAUUCUUACCACGCCAUCAUUGGCAUGAUUGUUGUUGCGAGUCUUGUACUUUUCCAGCCGGCCAUGGGCGUGUUGCAGCACCGAUACUUCCGGAAAACAGGCGGAAAGGGCAUUUUUGCGUACACACACCGAUGGUUUGGGAGGACGAUGAUAAUUUUGGGGGUGAUCAAUGCUGGGCUUGGCUUCAAGCUUGCGCAAGGGCCGCGUGGGGCUAUCAUUGCAACCAGCGUUGUUGCCGGGGUCAUUGGGGUAUUUUACAUUGCGGUUGUUAGUUGGGUUGGAAGACCAAGGAGGCGUCUUGCAUAG